Molecule: messenger RNA, 1092 nt
Organism: Eimeria maxima
Lineage: Eukaryota; Apicomplexa; Conoidasida; Eucoccidiorida; Eimeriidae
Exons: 2
Coding region: 1-1092 (363 amino acids)
Source: RefSeq, a predicted model, not a curated record
AUGAGGCUGUCUUGGGGUGUAUAUACGGCCUACAUACCGGGCCUUGCUCUUGUCUUGGCCCAUGAGCUGCUGCUGCUGCUGCAUGCAUGCGCAUUGCUGCUGAUAGUGCAGCAGCCACCUCCAUACCUAACGGGGGCCCCUGCAGCAGCACCAGUCGAUACUCCAUUGCCUCAAGGCUUGACGGGGCCCCUGCAGGAUCAUCAGCAGGACCAGCAGCUGCUGCAGCAGCUACCACAGCAGGAGCAGCAACAAGAGCAGCAGCAGCAGAAACAGCAGCAGCAACAACAACAACCUAGUUCCUUGCGGUCUUCUCAUGUUGAUAGAAGUGAUGCAGCAGCAGAUAAUGCAGCAGUAACCGACAAACAGUCCCCUGCUGCAGUUGCUGCUGCACCUGCAGCAGCAACUGCUGCAGCACCUGCAGCAGCAACUGCAGCAGCACCUGCAGCACCUGCAACCGCAGCAGCAACAGGAGUACCUGCAGCCGAAACAGAACAUGUAUCGGCAGCAGCAGCACUUGCAGCAGCAGCCGCACCUGCAGCAGCCGCAGCGGCACCUGCAGCAGUAGAAGCAGCAGCACCGGUAGCAGCAGGAGGAACAGCAGCACCUGUAGCAGCAGCAGCACGUGCAACAGCAGCAGUAGCAGAUGCACCUGCACCAGCAGCAGCAGCAGCACGUACAACAGCAGCAGCAGCAGAUGCACCUGCACCACCAGCAGCAGCAGCACCUGCACAAGCAGCAGCACCUGCAGCAGCAACCCCACCAGCAGGAGCACCAGCUGCUGCUGCAGCAGUAGCACCUGCAGCAGUAGAUGCAGAACUUGCAGCAGCAGCAGCACCUGCAGCAGCAGUAGCAUCACCUGCAGCAGCAGAAGCAGCAGCAGCAGCAGCAAGACCUGGAAAAGAGUUGCUUCCCCCGGACACCGCCGCAGCUAAGGGGCCCCCCGAAGUACCAAAAGGGGAUGAGAAGAAAUCAGGGGGCCCCUCUGGGGCCCCUGCAGAGGCUCCCCCUGGGGGCCCCCCACCACCUACAGGAGUUGCUGCUGCAGGGCCUCCGUGUCUUAUGCUGCUUCGUUAUCUCUCUUAUGCUGAUUAG